This is a messenger RNA of Artibeus jamaicensis (Jamaican fruit-eating bat), 1562 nucleotides long. It is a transcript of the gene TMEM101, whose product is annotated as transmembrane protein 101. Gene Ontology annotation, biological process: positive regulation of canonical NF-kappaB signal transduction. The transcript has 4 exons. Bases 37 to 810 code for a protein of 257 amino acids. The record is from RefSeq and is a predicted model, not a curated record. NCBI's taxonomy places the organism in Eukaryota, Metazoa, Chordata, Mammalia, Chiroptera, Phyllostomidae.
CCGGUUUGAGGCUACAGCGGACUGCCCUUCCCUAAAAUGGCGUCGAAGGUGGGUUCGCGACGGUGGAUACUGCAACUGCUCAUGCAGUUGGGCUCGGUGUUGCUCACUCGCUGCCCCUUCUGGGGCUGCUUCAGCCAACUCAUGCUGUACGCCGAGAGGGCCGAGGCGCGCCGGAAGCCCGACAUCCCAGUGCCCUACUUGUACUUCGACAUGGGGGCAGCUGUGCUGUGCGCUAGUUUCAUGUCCUUCGGAGUGAAGCGGCGCUGGUUCGCUCUGGGAGCCGCACUCCAGUUAGCCAUUAGCACCUACGCCGCCUACAUCGGGGGCUACGUACACUACGGGGACUGGCUGAAGGUCCGUAUGUACUCGCGCACAGUUGCCAUCAUCGGUGGCUUUCUUGUGCUGGCCAGCGGCGCUGGGGAGCUCUAUCGUCGGAAACCGCGCAGCCGUUCCCUCCAGUCCACUGGCCAGGUCUUCCUGGGCAUCUACCUCAUUUGCGUGGCCUACUCGCUGCAGUACAGCAAGGAGGACCGGCUGGCGUAUCUGAACCAUCUCCCAGGAGGGGAGCUCGUGAUCCAGCUGUUCUUCGUGCUGUAUGGCGUCCUGGCCCUGGCCUUCCUGUCCGGCUACUACGUGACCUUGGCUGCCCAGAUCCUGGCUGUACUGCUGCCCCCGGUCACGCUGCUCAUCGACGGCAAUGUUGCCUACUGGCACCACACGCGGCGCGUUGAGUUCUGGAACCAGAUGAAGCUCCUUGGGGAGAGUGUGGGGAUCUUUGGGGCUGCUGUCAUCCUGGCCACUGAUGGCUGAGUCACACAGGGAGAGGCUGAAACGGGUGCGGGGAGCCACGGAGGGCCACCCUACCUUUGUGCUGGCCCGGUUAUGUUUAUUUAUACUCUUUGGUUUGUUUGUUUUUUAUCCUUCGCUCUGUGUAUAUGUGUACGUGUUGGCAAUAGGCAGGUCUGUUCCCCAGUUCCUGGGCUCAGCCCUUGAUGAGGGGAGCCCUGAGGAUGAUGCCUUACAGGGUGGUGGUGGUGUUUUGUUUUGUUUUGGUUCGUUUUGUUUUCCUGUUUGUUAGGAGGAGAGCUGCGGCUAGCUGCUCCCCUGGGUCUCAUGCCUCAGAAAACAGAGUAAGGCGAGGCGAGGGUGGGGUACUGAGAGUGGGAGGCAGGGGAAGGAAGACUAAGAAUCAGAAGGGAGCAGAAGUGAAAAAUCCUGUUUGGAGCCGGGCAGACGCAGCCAGACUUUGCAGUGCUUUUUGGAGACCGAGAGCGAGCGUGCAUGUUGACACAGGGAUCAGGCCCAGGAGGAGCGGAGAGACUGGGCUCCACAGCAGUUACACGGGUUCUUAGGGUAGGCGAGGGGCAGAAAUGGCACUCGCGGCCACCCGCCUUGAGAGCAGAGCAGGCCCCAGACUACUCAGGUGUGAGGGGCGGGGCAGGCAGGCCGGCUUCCCGCCUUCUGCCUUCUGUUGCCAGUUCCUUGGUCGGCCUGGUGGGAGUGAGUGCCCUCCCAAAUACCAGACCACACAGUCUUCCAAAAAUAAACAUUUUAUACAGACA